Messenger RNA from Stylophora pistillata, 2171 nucleotides. RefSeq names its product monocarboxylate transporter 4. NCBI's taxonomy places the organism in Eukaryota, Metazoa, Cnidaria, Anthozoa, Scleractinia, Pocilloporidae. The record is from RefSeq and is a predicted model, not a curated record. Gene Ontology annotation, biological process: transmembrane transport. Gene Ontology annotation, molecular function: transmembrane transporter activity.
CGCUAUUCGACCUAUCGAGUUUUAUUUUUAAAAAUAAUAAUGAAAAUAAAAGGGAAAAAACACCUGAAUGGAAGGAUAGCCUUUUAAACAAGUAGAUGUUUCACUUCUGUGAAAGGGCCAGUUAUAAGGGAAAGAAAAGGUGCCUGAUAAACGAGUGGGAAGGAUUUUACAAUGUCACGUCAUCGUAGCUUGUUCUAUCAGUGGUGGUGACUGGUCACGGGUAACUUGGAACAGUCAGGGAAACAAGACUUUCUACUCCUUGUUUACCGCAAUUAUGAUACGGUAACCUCCAAACUCAAAAACAGAUUAUCAAGUCUGUUAGCAGGUCCUGCUCAUUCUUCAGAGGGCGAGUUUGACCAAUGACUUUUGACACGGUCUUCUAUAUUUAAUUUGAGUCCAUGGGUAAACCAGUUUUGUUUUCGUUGUGUAAUCGGCGACAAAAUCAUGUAAUUGACGGGGCCAUAUUUUACAUCCACCUGGUGGGAAGAGAUGUCAAGGUUUCUUGCCAAAUGUGUGGCACGUGAGAGCGGCGAUCGCAAUUAAUCCCUCAAAAUGAAGACCGCUCGUGCUUGGUUCAUUUGUGCAGCCGUUGCUUCUAAUCUGGCUUUCACUACUGGAUUGAUUUUUAGCUUUGGUGUUUUAUUACCUGUGUAUAUGAACUUCUUCAACGAGAACAGGGAAAAGACAGCGUGGAUUGGUUCACUCUCCCUUGCUGCUGCUCAGGGGGCUGGUCCACUGGCUGGUUCUUUAGUUCAUCGCUUUGGCUCUCGUAUGGUUGGCAUGACUGGAUGUAUAGUCUGUGCUCUCAGUUUAACAGCAGCCUCCUUUGCUGACAACCUGCUUCUGUUGUAUGUGUCCUACAGUGUUUUUGGUACUGGUGCAGCUGGUGUAUUCUUGGCAGGCUUUCACAUUGUGCAAAAGAGUUUCGACAAAAGGAGAUCAAUUGCACUUGGAAUCAUCUCAGCCGGUCUAGGUCUUGGAACAAUGGUUCUUAGUCAAGUUCUCCAGGUUCUUGUCAGUGUACUGAACUGGAGGAAUUCCUUGCGAAUUAUGGCGGGUGCUUUGGUGGUCAAUGGUUUAUUAGGACUAUUGUACAAUCUGAAAAGAGACAUUUCAGACACAAGUGUUAGUGAACCAUUAGCUUGUGAAGAGCCUCAACAUAUAGCAACAACAAAACACUUUUCUUUUAAUUUGUCAGUAUGGAAGGUCCCUGGUUUUCUCAAUCUUACUGCUUGCUAUAUUGUUGUUAUGUUUGGACGCUCAAUUGUCUAUGUACAUUUGGUGAAAUACUCAGAAGACUGUGGAGUGCCAUCUGACAAGGCGGCAAGACUUAUUCUUUACUUGGGAAUACAAACUGUUCUCGGACGAUUCGCGUGUGGUUUUCUCUGUUCCUAUAAGCGACUCCACAACUCUUACAUUUAUCAAGGUGUGCUUCUUAUUAUCGGUGUUUCUACCUUGUUAGUGACUUUGGCUAAAAGUUACGGGGCGUUCGUUGCAUACGCUUUAGUAUUUGGUUUCACGGACGGGGCUUGGGCAACCGUGAACAACAUUCAAGCCGUAAGUUGUGUAGAUGAAUCGAGAGCGGCGUCCGCGUUUGGAUUCAUGCUUCUCGCUGGAUCCGUGACAUCAAUGGUUGGGCCUCCAGUAUCAGGUCUUGCCGCUGACAAGUUUGGAUCAUACGAUCCUGCAUUCUACAUGGCCGGCGGUGCCCUGCUAACGGCCUCGUUCAUUCAGUGCGUAUUCUUUUAUCUUAAAUUUGGGAGGGAGACUGGUGCAAAGCAUACAGCUACAGAACAUAUAUGCGACCUCCAAGUGCAGAGUAACUUAAACGAUGUUCAGAUAAACGCGCACACUUUGGAAGCAGUUCACCAGUCGAACGAGGAAAGUCGUUCAUCAUCAGAUCAUUUCCAUCAGAUCAUUUCCACUGUUUAAAAGAUCGAGGAAACCAAAACCUGAAAAAAGAAAAGAAUAUAAAUAUUUAUUUAUUGUUAUCUAAUUUUGUUGGAAUAGUGAGUGAAUUUCAUAGAAGGAAAUUACCAACAUAUCCAUGAUAAUCUCAUUGCAUAAAAAGGGUGCAAAAAAUUCUCAGUUGGUGAAAAGUGUGCGCUCUGUACUCUUACAAUAAUAGAUAAAAAUGAAAAAGAUGAUUAAUGGAUAAAAGAUAUUCCAUA